Molecule: messenger RNA, 519 nt
Organism: Haemonchus placei
Lineage: Eukaryota; Metazoa; Nematoda; Chromadorea; Rhabditida; Trichostrongylidae
Source: the annotation of a GenBank genome assembly
AUGGCUCGUGAGCAAAUGUUGAUGUCGAUAAUCGCCAAAGGCACGUUCACUGUUGACUCCUUCUUCAUCGUCUGUAUCAUUCGAGACAUCUCCGAGGGGCUUUUCUAUCUACAUCGCUCAUUCGUUGGAGCAGUUGGCACACUGAGUUCCAGCACAUGCCUUGUCAAUGAUGGUUGGCAAGUCAAAAUUUCCUCUUAUGGAAUACCACAGUGUGUUGAUCGUCAAGCACAGAAGAUGUCAUUAUGGGUAGCUCCAGAGCACUUAGCUGAAUCGCCUGUGGGAGAAUCUAAGCCGGGCGACAUCUACGCGUUUGCCAUCAUAUGCUCUGAAGUGAUUACUCGCAAACCUGCAUGGAAUAUCGCAGAGAGAGCUGAAAAUGUCGAUGAACUGAUAUAUCGUAUCAAGAAGGGUGGUCUUGAGCCAAUGCGUCCGGAACUAGCAUUGGAUGGUGUAGAUGUCAGUAAUACUUUGGUAAGCCUUCCCAAAUUUAUUACAUCCGUGAAGUCCUCUUCGUGCUAA